Messenger RNA from Athene cunicularia (burrowing owl), 1983 nucleotides. It is a transcript of the gene MREG, whose product is annotated as melanoregulin. The coding region runs from base 344 to 772 and encodes 142 amino acids. Lineage: Eukaryota; Metazoa; Chordata; Aves; Strigiformes; Strigidae. The transcript is spliced from 5 exons. Gene Ontology annotation, cellular component: melanosome. The record is from RefSeq and is a predicted model, not a curated record. Gene Ontology annotation, biological process: melanosome transport; melanocyte differentiation.
UCCGUUCCCAGGCUGGCGAUGCUGGCAAGGGGGCGACGGCGCGCUGCUGGAGCCGGCUGGGUGUGAAAGCACCACGCACGCUGAUUUCUAGAGAGCAGAUUUUUCUCUACCGCUGUCGGUCGCAUCCGUCUUGCACGCGGAGGCGUGAGGUCGUGGGGGGAAUUUUCGUACAGAAAGAUGAAGCCCCGAGUCGUGGAGAAGAGCAGUGAGCUGUGCAAGCACUAACAACAACCCCUACACCUCCUUUGGGGCCACACUGGCACGGGACGAGGAGCAGAACCUGUGGAGCACCCCGCACGAUGUGACCCACACAGAGGCGGAUGACGACCGGGUGCUGUAUAACAUGAUCGUGGUCAGGAACCAGCUGGACAAGGACUCGGAGGAAUGGCAAAAGCUCAACUAUGAUAUUUAUACCUUACGGCAGACCCGAAAAGAAGUGAGAAGCAGGUGGAAACAUAUUCUGGAGGAUUUGGGUUUCCAGAAGGAAGUGGACUCCCUCUUGUCAGUGACCAAACUCAGCAUCAUUAGCGACUCCCAGAACAUGGGCAAAGCCCGGGACUUCCUGCUAAAGCUGGCUGAAGAGACAAACAUCUUCCCGACCAGCUGGGAGCUUUCUGAGCGCUACCUCUUUGUGGUGGAUCGGCUCAUAGCUCUGGACGCUGCAGAUGAGUUCUUCAAGAUGGCCAGCGUGGUGUAUCCAAAGAGACCCAGCAAGGAGAGAGGGGACGAUGGACAGAAGGCCCCACAGUGUAUCUCUGCCAUGAUGCCCUGAGGAACAUGACCCACUGGUGUGAGAUGGACAGCAGGUUUCCUUCCCUCUGGGACCAGGCUCCUCUGCUGGGGGGUUAGUGCAAGUAGUGCUGCUCCUUGUUUUCCUGCAGAGAAGCAAGUGGGCUGACUGGUGCAAAGCGAGGAGGUCAGCGAGCUGUGCUCCACCGGGAGGGCACGGGAAGUCCAGCGCUGGCCCCAAGGUGCUCCCAAGCAGAAGGCAGCAAGAACUUGCAGUAGCGUAGCCCCAGUGGGAGACCACUAGCUGAGUAGUGUGUGCAGUAGGCAUGGGGGGAACCCACCACGCAAGGCGUUGACUACCAGUAGCUGCAAAAAUCAAGAUGCCUCUUGUUACAAGUGCUGUGAGGAGAUGCGUGUUUCCAUCUUCUGCUGGUACCUGCCACUGUCCCCUCCCUCGACCCUGCUUGCUGGGAGGAGCAGCAAGGAAGGAAAAAUACCUCAGUCAUCUACAGUCCCAUGACAUUUCUCUGCUGGUCCUCUUCUUCAUCCCCAGCCCAUGGCAGCCCUGUGGGGCAGGUUGCAGGGGAUUUGGCAAAGAGGCAGCAGCAGUGCGUAGUUGGGAGACGAGUUCGUGCUGGGCAGCAGAGCCUUGGGGCAGGGUCACGGUUGGGUGCUCUGUUCCCAGCCAUUCGUGGUUUAGAGGUGUUUGUGUCGGGGUGUGCUCAGCCUGACAUUUUAAAAGAAGGUAGAUUUUAGGAGGUGCCAAUGUCAGACCUGCUGAGAAUUUGGCUCCUGUAAUAUCCUCAGAUUGGUUGCCUAACAUCUUAAUACAUUUCUAAAAGUUUUGGUCUCAAUUGCAUAAAAAACCCCACACUGUAGGGGUGUAAAGCUGCAUGUAUUGUCAAUAUAUACCAUCCCUACUGUUAAUGAGGAUUUUUAAUGAACAUCCUUUAUAUCUUGGGGUUUUGACUGAUAACGAGCAAUAAUUUUAAAACACUGGGUUUGAUCUUUUAAAAACAAGUGGAAGUUAUUCACUAGGUUAACACGUGCUGUGAAUUGGCCAGUUGAAAAUGCUGGUUACAUAGGACCUCCUAAAAUAGCAAAACAGAGCUUUUAUUUGUUUAUACCUACAGUGUUUGAAAGAUACAUAUUUAUGAGUUGUUUCUGUUUGUCAGUCUACCUGGGAAAUGUUUUUGUCAGCUCAGGACACCAGUGAAAACUGAGUUUAAUAAACCAGACACAUUACAAAAUGAA